AUGAGCUGCAAGAUCCUCCCCGACUUCGUUAAAGACAUGAAGCGCGAUCCCUCCGGCAGGGGAAUCACCCACCUCGGCAAGGACGGCGUCCUACGUACCCUCUCAGCCGACUACGAGGUCCUCGACGCGCGUGGCCUCAACCCCGAGCAGAUCAAGAAUGCUCUGGCUUGUUUACCUCCGGGGCCAAUCAAAAAAGAGGACUUUCGUGAUGUGGACGGUACAAAGGUUACAAGUCGAGAAGAGCUAUUUCAUCCGGCGCCGGGCAUCCUGCCGACAAAAUAG
Messenger RNA from Aspergillus udagawae, 282 nucleotides. RefSeq lists its product as uncharacterized. NCBI's taxonomy places the organism in Eukaryota, Fungi, Ascomycota, Eurotiomycetes, Eurotiales, Aspergillaceae. The coding region runs from base 1 to 282 and encodes 93 amino acids. The record is from RefSeq and is a predicted model, not a curated record. The transcript is spliced from 2 exons.